Messenger RNA from Guillardia theta CCMP2712, 408 nucleotides. RefSeq lists its product as hypothetical. NCBI's taxonomy places the organism in Eukaryota, Cryptophyceae, Pyrenomonadales, Geminigeraceae. The record is from RefSeq and is a predicted model, not a curated record. Bases 1 to 408 code for a protein of 135 amino acids. The transcript has 7 exons.
AUGCUGUCAAGUGCAGAGGAGAGAUUCGUCUCGUUCGCCAUUGUGACAUCGACGCUUCACAGGCUCGACAUGGGCGCAACAGCCUCUGUCAUCGUCGUCGUCACACGCCCUCCUAACACGCCGGGGGGUCUCAUAGUCCAUUCGCAUGCUCGAUCUUCGAGACAGUUGCUGUUUCCGCUGUCACUCAUCACGAAUGAGAUUCUCUCCUCUCAGAGCCCGUCAGGAUCCUCAGACAGGAUCGGCAGGAUGCUGCAGCUGCUGGACGAGGCGAUCCGCGUCCUCGGACAGACUGAAGUUCCUUCCAGGCCGACGGCGAGCAAGGAGAUCGUCGAUGCGCUGUCUACAUCUAUGAUUGAAGAACAUGACAGUGAGAGGUCCUUGUUGUGGUUUGUUGUUGCCAACUCAUGA